ACCUAAUUGUGUCAUGAACCUACAACCUACAUAUGGUUUAGUCAGGUCUUAUAGCUCGCAGAUUAUUUUGAAACGAACAAUUUUUGUUCUCAGCGCGGAUAGAAAGCGAAGAACAAAAACAAAAAAGGAAAAUCAUAAGCGAUCAACUGAAGUGGAAAGUGUCAAAAGAAAGUACAAGGAAAAGUCAGAGCUAUCACAUGAGUACCGCGAACUUCGGAAUUUAGCUUCCAGUGUAUCUGAAUAUGUCAGUAACCGAAAAUUUAGGGAUUCCAAGGGACCGGCAGAAGUUACAGACGCAAUUCCUCGUCACGAGAGACACCACGAAAACCAAGGACAAAGUCAGGAAGAACUUGACAAAUUGCCAGAAAAUCGGGUAGUUGAUUUUGAUCCCAAAAGUGCCUCACUUUUAACCCCUGCAGUUGGUAUACCUACCUCUUUCAAAACUAAACUAGGGCCUGCAGUGAAGUACCUAGUCACCAAAGAAUACCAGAACUGGGUGUUUGCUUUUAAACAGAUAGAAGCAAAAGGAGGAUUCAAAGAUAUUCCAGAAGUAGACAUUCGAAAACUCAUAUACUCCAUCCCAAAACAUCAACUUGUUAUAGUAUUUCCUCAAAUUGAGCGUCUUUUACUCGAUGCUGGGGUUCAAAAAUCACCCAAAGUUGUGAAUGCUUAUCUUAAAGGCUUAAUCGCGGGUGGGGAAAUCAGCAAUGAGCGAGUGGCUCUAGUGGAACAUUAUGUACAAGAAAUGAGAUCACUCUCCAAAAAUGAAUCACUUUCCCGCGAGACCUACGAAAUACUCAUCGAGGCAUAUGGUAAGAGUAAAAGGAUAGAAAGCAUGGAGAAUAUAAUAGGGGAAAUGAAGAAACGUGGUCUUAAACCAUCAUCAAAUGUUUACACAAAUGUCAUGAGUACUUGCGUAUACAAAACGAAAGACCACAAACAAGCAGUUCAAUUAUUUGAUCUGAUGAAAUUUCUUGCCGGGAACAUGGCACCAGGGGUGAAUCAAUAUCAAGAUAUCAUUGUUUCAUACGUCAACAAUAAAGACAUCGAAAAAGCAUUGGAUUUGUUCGAGGAAAUGAGAACAAGGGGGUUACCGGUUAAUCAAAAAAUAUUGGUUGCUUUGGCAAGAGGAUGCAUGACACGACAGCUGCUAAAACUUAAAGCGUGGGAUUUUAUCUUUGAGAUUUAUGAGCGACAGUGGGAACCAACAGUCCCUACACUCGAGUAUAUGGUCUACUUGGCUGCAAAGGAUGGUGAUCUUCCAUUAGCCCGUGCUUUGUAUCAAAGCUUGAACUUGCUGGGAUCUGUGACUCCAAGAUCAUUUAGCUUUCUCAUGCUAGCCUAUUCGAAAAGUGGAACUUCAACUGAUAAUCUGAUAUAUAAGGUGCCUUCAAUCUUAGUUCAUGAGUCAGGCCGAAACUUCCGUCGCAAUAUUCUUGAUACGGCCGACUAUUCGCCUCGGUUCAGCAAUCCAAAAAAAUCGAUCCCAUUUCUUCCGUUGAUAGAGCUUUCGAGUACGUCAGAGUUUAUGUCAGAAUCUAGUGCUAUAAUGGCCCACACACUUCUAAUGAACCCGAAUUUAAUCAGUGGAGAAAGUAUCAAUAUGUUUUUGGAUAUUGCUGCAAAGCUUGGAUCGAUAAAAGACUUUGUGGAUCGAUAUGAUGAAUUCACAUGCUUUGAUACCUCAGGGGUACCAGCAACUAGAAUUGUUGAGAGUCUUCAUCCCGAGAAUGAUCACGAGCAUCAAAACAAACAUGAAACGAACUUGGAUCUCUGUGUUGAGAGUGUAACAGAGGAUACCACACUCAACACAAAAAGUCCAAUUCUAGAUUUAAGUCGAAGCAAACAAUUCCUGCAGUUCCCGAGGACCACUAGAACAUAUAUCAUUGCACUUAAUGCAGCUGCGAAAAACAAAGACUAUGGAUUUUCUCAGAAGGUUUGGCAGGAAAGGGGGAACUACAGAAAGUCAUCUCAUUUCAGAAGUUUAAGUGCUCUGGAAAGAACAAAAUCUGACUUUGCCUUUGCUGCUUCGAUGGUGAGCUGUCUUACCAAACUCGGGCUUCUUGAUGAUGCCUUGGCUAUAUUGGUCAGUACGGAGUAUCAAUUCAAAUGGACCUGGAAAGAGCUUAGACAUUUACAUACUGCUGCUGUCAAUAUUGGACAUGACAAAGUAUCCAAAAUUGUUCGGGGUGUUGCGCAAAGAGCACAAGAAAAAUUUGAAGGUAAAAUUAAAAAGAAAGAUUUCAAGCUUUAUGCUUUAGGAAGAAAUCAAUAACUUGUAUAUAUAAUUUCACAAUCGAUGAGAUCGAAAA
Molecule: messenger RNA, 2312 nt
Organism: Metschnikowia bicuspidata var. bicuspidata NRRL YB-4993
Lineage: Eukaryota; Fungi; Ascomycota; Pichiomycetes; Serinales; Metschnikowiaceae
Exons: 1
Coding region: 14-2275 (753 amino acids)
Molecular function (GO): protein binding
Source: RefSeq, a predicted model, not a curated record